Messenger RNA from Trichoderma asperellum CBS 433.97, 2511 nucleotides. RefSeq lists its product as uncharacterized. The record is from RefSeq and is a predicted model, not a curated record. NCBI's taxonomy places the organism in Eukaryota, Fungi, Ascomycota, Sordariomycetes, Hypocreales, Hypocreaceae. Gene Ontology annotation, biological process: glucan catabolic process. Gene Ontology annotation, molecular function: beta-glucosidase activity.
AUGGCUGACAUCGAUGUCGAGGCCGUGUUAAAGAAGCUUACCUUGGCAGAAAAGGUCGACUUGCUAGCAGGCAUCGAUUUCUGGCACACAAAAUCCCUCCCCAAGCACGGCGUCCCUUCACUGCGCUUCACAGACGGCCCCAACGGUGUAAGAGGAACCAAAUUCUUCGAUGGCGUCCCCGCGGCCUGCUUCCCCUGUGGCACCGCGCUCGGUUCCACCUUCAACCAGUCGCUGCUCGAAGAGGCAGGUAAGAUGAUGGGCAAAGAGGCCAUCGCUAAGAGUGCGCAUGUGAUCCUCGGCCCGACUAUCAACAUGCAACGCUCCCCUCUUGGCGGGCGAGGCUUCGAGUCCAUUGGCGAGGAUCCCUUCCUCGCAGGGCUGGGUGCCGCGGCGCUUGUCCGCGGCAUCCAGAGCACCGGUGUGCAGGCCACUAUCAAGCACUUCCUGUGUAAUGACCAGGAGGACAGGCGAAUGAUGGUGCAGAGCAUAGUCACGGAGCGAGCACUGCGCGAGAUCUAUGCUCUGCCCUUCCAGCUGGCUGUUCGAGACUCUCAGCCGGGAGCGUUUAUGACGGCGUACAAUGGCAUCAACGGCACAUCAUGCAGCGAGAAUCCGAAAUAUCUCGACGCCAUGCUCCGCAAGGAAUGGGGCUGGGACGGUCUCAUCAUGAGCGACUGGUAUGGCACGUAUAGCACAACCGACGCUGUUGUAGCUGGACUCAACCUUGAGAUGCCCGGCCCCCCACGAUUUCGGGGCGAGACACUCAAAUUCAACGUCUCCAACGGAAAGCCAUUUGUCCAUGUCAUCGACCAGCGUGCCAGAGAAGUGCUCCAGUUUGUCAAGAAGUGUGCCGCUUCUGGCGUAAAGGAGAACGGCCCUGAGACCACAGUGAACAACACCCCCGAGACAGCAGCUCUGCUCCGAAAGAUUGGAAACGAAGGCAUCGUCCUGCUGAAGAACGACAACAACGUCCUUCCCCUCAAGAAGGACAAGAAGACGCUGAUCCUAGGACCCAACGCCAAGCAGGCCACAUACCACGGCGGAGGCUCCGCCGCCCUCAAGGCCUAUUACGCAGUCACUCCCUUCGACGGCAUCAGCAGCCAGCUCUCCUCAACCCCUUCAUACACCGUCGGCGCCUACACCCACCGCUUCCUCCCCGUGCUGGGCGAGCAGUGCACAACGCCAGAUGAUGUUGGAGCUGCCGGCAUGCGCUGGAGAGUCUUCAACCAGCCUCCCGGCACCCCUGACCGCCAGCACAUUGACGAGCUCUUCUUCACCAAGACGGAGAUGCACCUGGUGGACUACUACAACCCCAAGGCUGCCGAUACAUGGUACGCAGACAUGGAGGGCACUUAUACCGCCGAUGAGGACUGCGUAUACGAGCUCGGCCUUGUCGUCUGCGGCACUGCCAAAGCCUACGUAGACGGCAAGCUCGUCGUCGACAACGCCACCCACCAAGUCGCCGGCGACGCCUUCUUCGGCUCCGCCACCCGCGAAGAGACGGGCCGCGUCAACCUCGCCAAGGGCCAGACGUACAAAUUCAAGAUCGAGUUUGGCUCAGCGCCCACCUACACCCUCAAGGGCGACACCAUCGUCCCCGGCCACGGCUCCCUCCGCGUCGGCGGCUGCAAGGUCAUCGACGACCAGGCCGAGAUCCGCAAGUCCGUUGCCCUGGCCAAGGAGCACGACCAGGUCAUCAUCUGCGCGGGCCUCAACGCCGACUGGGAGACCGAGGGCGCAGACCGCGCGAGCAUGAAGCUCCCCGGCGUGCUGGACCAGCUCAUCGCCGAGGUCGCCGCCGCGAACCCAAACACCGUCGUCGUCAUGCAGACGGGGACGCCCGAGGAGAUGCCCUGGCUGGACAAGACGCCUGCGGUUCUCCAGGCCUGGUACGGGGGCAACGAGACGGGCAACUGCAUCGCCGAUGUCAUCUUUGGCGGCUACAACCCUUCUGGCAAGCUGUCGCUCAGCUUCCCCAAGCGCCUUCAGGACAACCCUGCCUUCUUGAACUUCCGCACCGAGGCCGGCCGCACACUGUACGGCGAGGACGUCUACGUCGGCUACCGCUACUACGAGUUCGCCGACAAGGACGUCAACUUUCCCUUUGGCCACGGCCUCUCCUACACCACCUUCUCCUUCUCCAACCUCAACGUCUCCCGCAAGGACGGCAAGCUGAGCGUAUCGCUCUCCGUGAAGAACACGGGCUCCAUUGCCGGCGCGCAAGUCGCCCAGUUGUAUAUCCGCCCGGUACAAGCCGCCAAAAUCAACCGUCCCGUUAAAGAGCUCAAGGGUUUCGCAAAGGUAGACCUUCAGCCGGGCGAGACGAAGACUGUGACGAUUGAGGAGCAGGAGAAGUACCUUGCUGCUUACUUUGACGAGGAGCGCAACGAGUGGUGCGUUGAAAAGGGAGACUAUGAGAUUAUUGUCAGUGAUAGCAGUGCUGUCAAGGAUGGUGCGGCGCUGAAGGGAUCGUUUUCAGUAGAGGAGACGUUCUGGUGGUCUGGAAUUUAA